This is a messenger RNA of Ziziphus jujuba (common jujube), 998 nucleotides long. RefSeq lists its product as uncharacterized. NCBI's taxonomy places the organism in Eukaryota, Viridiplantae, Streptophyta, Magnoliopsida, Rosales, Rhamnaceae. The record is from RefSeq and is a predicted model, not a curated record. The transcript is spliced from 7 exons. Bases 94 to 675 code for a protein of 193 amino acids.
UUUAUAUUUGGGCCCAACCAAGGCUUUAAAAAAAGAAAAAAAGAAAAAAGGAAAAAAAACACAACAACUUGUUUCAAAGUUCUAACGACAGAAAUGCAAGUCCAAAGCCCAGCCUCCGUGUGGUCUGCAGCAAAAUUUGUUGGGAAAAAGCCUGUUUUGCCUACGGUUCGGGCGAAAUCACUGUUCAGCUCUCCUGCCACCACCACCACCACCUCCGAAGACCGUUCGCCAAUGGCAGCGUCAGGCCCUAAGUGGGCUCAGAAGACUAUUACCCUGCCCCCCCUCAGCCGAGGCUGCCACCUCAUCACCCCUAAGAUAACCAAGGAAAUUGAUCAAGACUUGUCAGGAUUUAAGUGUGGUCUUGCACAUCUCUUCUUGCAGCACACAAGUGCUUCUCUUACCAUCAAUGAGAACUACGACUCUGAUGUUCGGGAUGAUACUGAGACGUUUCUCAACAGGAUAGUUCCUGAGGGAACAUCUGCGCCCUGGAAGCAUACCCUGGAAGGCCCAGAUGACAUGCCAGCACACAUUAAAUCAUCAAUGUUUGGAUGUGCACUGACGGUCCCAAUUACAAAUGGAAAGCUUAACAUGGGAACCUGGCAGGGAAUAUGGUUGUGUGAGCAUCGUGACUACCCAACAGCGCGCAAAGUUGUGAUCACCCUCAAUGGAAUUUGAGAAUUUUAAGAUUUGGAGACUGUAUGUUUGGCUUUCCUGGAAUUUGAGAAUUUUAAGAUUUGGAGACUAUCUGUUUGGCUUUCCUGGGUAUGUAGAUGUAUUUACACCAGUUGGUGUCUGACUUUUGUUGAUGCUAUGUUUUUGCAAUUCCCAACUGGGCGUUUCUAAUUUUGGUUACUUGCUACUUUGUGGAAAUAUUAAUUGUACGACAAAGACAAAUGUUAAAGAAAUGUUCCAGGAAACUUAUAAAAUAUUGAGUUGUUGGCUGCUGAUCCUGGUAGAAAAACUUGGACUGACAAGCCGAGCUCUGAACUUUAUGGAAA